CUUCAAACCAUCAUGAUGGAAAUUUCUUCAUUUGCUUUCAGGCUCGCCCCAAGUCAAGUGAACUGGUCAGAAUCUCACGCAAAAGCGCUCUCAAAGGACUAUUCAUUUACCGACAUUGCCAACGAAACGCCUGACAUGUACGUGCAGCGAACAUACCUGCAAUUCCUUUGGCUGCCAGAGUCUAUAAUGCCACUAACGCUCCUCAUUCCGAGCCUGCUACGCGUGAAUAUCGCGUCCUCAUCCCGACCCACCACACAUCCUUUGCACGUGCUUGUCUCGCCAUUACUGUUGACAAGUCGCUCAGCUGCCAACAAAUACCAUAUCGACCUACCACAACUUCUAUCAGACGGCGGAGGGGACGGUGAAAUUGAAGAGACGAUGAUGUGGUACGCUCUGAGCCACGAAAAGGCGGACGAGAGCGAGGGUCAGUCUCGCCCUGGAUCCAGUGAACGCGCAGAGGAACUAUGGAUGAAUGAGAAAUGGCGGCACAAGUGGUUGGAACGUAUGGAAAGACGAGAGGUGCUGAUUCAAAUUCUGCUCCAUUUUCUUGUUUUAUCUUUGCCCGGUCCACCACCGUCACCUUCAGGAUCUCCAUCUCGGAAAAGAAAGAAGCGAUCACCGCGUAAAGACGCGCCUCGUAGUCUGACCCAGACCACGGAAGACAGACUCGAAACAUUCAUGGACAAACUGUCCAUGUGGCAGCUGAUAAAUGCCGUGGAACAGUCGUCUCCAUCCUCCAAAGAUGAGAAGGAGGCUGAGCUUGACUGGAUACAACGCUUCUUUCGUGACGUUAUCGAACCUCAAUUUAAGACCAGCCUCCCCGACCAGUGCUCCCUCCUUCACUCCAAAAUUUUCCGCACAUCCAUUUUCUCAGACGAUGAAACGUCUUCACACUCUUCUGGUCGCUCUCCGUCACCGGAGACUCAGGCUCAGAAAGGACUUCUCCCUCGGCUUAAGCGGGCUCGAACUCUGACUGCCGACAAUACCUACGACCGACAUCCCUCUCCUGCGUUAUCGAUUGCAUCUUCUUCAACACGAGAAGUACAGGCCAGAUCACUGGCACGUUCACGCUCGCGUUCUUUGUCUGUUUCUCUUGCCCAGGAGAAGGAACGUGAGCGUGCCGAGAGUGUCGGUGCAAACUCGAAGAAACGCGUAUUGAAUCGGGAAGUUAGCAUGUCUAGGGUGUUCAAAGGGAAACCAAAGACCAAAGCGGAGGAAAUGCCCAGGGAGCAACCGAAGCCAGUGGUACACAAGCCUGUAAACGAGGGUGUGACGCUGGUGGAGGCUACUCCGGUGAAACCGAAACCAACGAGGCGGUUAGGGUUGAGCAGGGUACAUAAUUCGCAAAGUCAGGUCGCUUCCUCGUUCUUUUCAUCAAAGUUGGCGGCAAAGGAUGAGGAAGAGGAAGUGUGGGAUUUGCCAAGCAGUUCUCCCGACAUUCUACUAUUGAAGAGCAUCAGCUCACAAGGGGAGGGGUUUAAUUCUGAUGACGAGGUAGUAUUUGUUCCAGUCACGCCGACCAAGGGUCGCAAGUGACGCUUCUGGCAAUGAUUAUCCGUAUACUGCGGAGGGGACAUCGUUUUCUCGCCCCUAGGUAGUGAUGUUGCUUGGGUUAAGCUAGCUGUUGAAAAUCCGUGAAUGCUGUAGGUCAUGCCUGGCGGCUAAUAUCUCGCCCAGAGGCCAAGUAUUUGCUGGUCCUUGAAUUGUUUCAUCGAAUGUACUGUCAUCGAUGAGAUGAGGGAUUAUUCCUGUAGUCAGACUACGGCACUGGCUGGCUUCAGCUGCUACCAAUGGGCGUACAGCGUGCAGUAAGAUUUGCUGAGCAUUAUAUGGACCAAUGUCAUUCAAACGAACAGAAGCGGAAAGA
Molecule: messenger RNA, 1867 nt
Organism: Desarmillaria tabescens
Lineage: Eukaryota; Fungi; Basidiomycota; Agaricomycetes; Agaricales; Physalacriaceae
Exons: 4
Coding region: 13-1536 (507 amino acids)
Source: RefSeq, a predicted model, not a curated record